AUGGGCAAGCCAAUCGUUUUACAAUUGGGUGACGAUAUCCGCUGGAACCAUGAGUUGUACGCGAAAUUCAAGGAUCACUUUGAGAUCCGUCGCUCGCACAGUAUGUCGCGCCCGGAGUUCAUUCAGGCCCUGACGGAGAAGAAGUUUGGCGACUUCUCUGCCAUUUACCGGCCGUUCUGGAACACGGGCGGCGAGAUGGGCAACUGGGAUGAAGAGUUGAUUUCCCUGCUCCCUGACUCGUGCAAGGUGUACGCCAGUGCCGGUGCUGGCUUUGACUGGGUCGAUACUGCCUGUUUGGCCAAAAAGGGAGUCGUGUACUGCAACGCUGCUGCUGCUUGUACCGAGUCUGUCGCCGAUGCGGCUCUCUGGCUCAUUAUCUCCACGUUCCGUCUGUUUUCCUGGUCCGCCAUGGCGGCUCGUUCGCUCGACGCCGACCAGUUCGUGGAUGCGAACCGCAACCUCGCUCCUGUUUCAUUCAACCCCAAGGGUCACACUCUUGGUAUCAUCGGCUUCGGUCAGAUCGGUCGCCGGACAGCAGAGAAGGCCUAUCUGGCUCUCAACAUGAAGAUCUUGUACCAUGACAUUGUCCAGAUGCCGCGCGAGCUAGAGCAGGUCUCCCAGGCUACCUUCCACGAGCGCAUGGAUACCCUCCUGGCUGAGUCGGAUUGUGUGGUGGUGGCCACGCCUUUCAGCGGGGAGACUCUACUCAACGCGUCUCUAUUGUCGAAAAUGAAGCGCGGUUCGCGUCUUGUCAACAUCGCCCGCGGCAAGCUUCUUGAUGAGGCUGCUCUGGUGGACGCCCUCAAGAAGGGCCAGCUCUCUGCUGCUGGGCUGGACGUGCACUUUGAUGAGCCCCACGUCAACCGUGAACUCGGCCAGAUGAAGAAUGUCGAGAUCAUGUCUCACAACGCCGGUGCCUCUCUGGACUCUCACAUUGGCUUCGAGCGUCUGGGCAUGGAGAAUAUCAUCUCGUUUCACCAGAACGGUAAGGCUGUCACUCCCGUCAACGCGCACUUGAUUGCCAAGGUUGCAUCCUCCAAACUUUGA
Penicillium canariense is the source of this 1047-nucleotide messenger RNA. Its product is annotated as D-mandelate dehydrogenase-like dehydrogenase. Gene Ontology annotation, molecular function: glyoxylate reductase (NADPH) activity; hydroxypyruvate reductase [NAD(P)H] activity; NAD binding. NCBI's taxonomy places the organism in Eukaryota, Fungi, Ascomycota, Eurotiomycetes, Eurotiales, Aspergillaceae. Gene Ontology annotation, cellular component: cytosol. The record is from RefSeq and is a predicted model, not a curated record. The transcript has 2 exons. Bases 1 to 1047 code for a protein of 348 amino acids.